GCUAACCGAAUCCUUCUCUAUUCAGCUUACCGCCAUGGGCCUGAAAAAGGAAGCAAAUGCAAACGUGAAUCCAACACAUGUUGCAGUUGAUAGAAAGAGACAUCUGAAUGUUGUAUUCAUUGGUCAUGUUGAUGCUGGGAAGUCCACAGCUGGAGGACAAAUACUAUUCCUUAGUGGUCAAGUUGAUGAUCGGACUAUCCAGAAGUAUGAGAAGGAAGCAAAGGAUAAGAGUAGAGAGAGUUGGUAUAUGGCCUAUAUCAUGGAUACAAAUGAAGAGGAAAGAGCAAAGGGAAAAACAGUUGAGGUAGGAAGAGCACAUUUUGAAACAGAGACAACAAGAUUUACAAUCUUGGAUGCCCCGGGUCACAAGAGUUACAUCCCGAAUAUGAUUAGUGGAGCAUCUCAAGCCGAUAUAGGUGUAUUGGUUAUAUCCGCUAGAAAGGGUGAAUUCGAAACUGGAUAUGAAAGAGGUGGACAAACACGUGAACAUGUUCAACUUGCAAAGACUCUAGGAGUUUCUAAGCUCCUUGUUGUUGUAAAUAAGAUGGAUGAUCCUACUGUCGUCUGGUCUAAAGAAAGGUAUGACGAUAUCCAGUCCAAAAUGAUACCAUUCUUAAAAUCAUCUCAAUACAAUGUAAAGAAAGAUGUUCAGUUCUUGCCAAUCUCUGGUCUCCUUGGUUCAAAUAUGAAAACUCGGGUGGAGGAAAGAGUAUGCGCAUGGUGGGAUGGUCCAUGCCUUUUUGAAGCUCUUGAUGCGGUAGAAGUUCCUCCCCGAGAUCCUGAAGGUCCACUAAGAAUGCCUAUUAUCGACAAAUUUAAAGACCUGGGAACUGUUGUUAUGGGUAAAACAGAAUCUGGGAGCAUUUGUGAAGCAAACCCCAUACCUGCAGUUACUGAGUUUGUUGCACAGUUACAGAUCUUGGAGCUGUUGGACAAUGCUAUUUUUACUGCUGGCUACAAGGCUGUGUUGCAUAUUCGUGCUAUUGUUGAGGAAUGCGAGAUUGUUGAACUGAUGCAGCAGAUUGAUCUCAAGAAAAAGAAGCCCAUGAAGAAAACACCUUUGUUUGUGAAGAACGGAGCAAUCGUUCUAUGUCGUGUUCAGGUGAAUAAUCUGAUUUGUAUCGAGAAGUUCUCUGAUUUUCCACAACUUGGGCGGUUCACUCUUCGCAGUGAAGGGAAAACUGUUGCUGUGGGGAAAGUUACCACCCUUCCUACUGUUGCUAAUAAUGCGUGAACAACUUGAUAACUGAAAAGAGGAAAGGUCAGUUGAACUUAGAUGGCAGCAGACACAAUUUUUGGUCCUUUGCAGCAUUAACCUGGAGCUAAGUUGAUGUGAUCUGCUAUAUGCGUAAACGUUCACCAG
This is a messenger RNA of Solanum verrucosum, 1363 nucleotides long. RefSeq lists its product as uncharacterized. The transcript is spliced from 15 exons. Lineage: Eukaryota; Viridiplantae; Streptophyta; Magnoliopsida; Solanales; Solanaceae. The coding region runs from base 35 to 1234 and encodes 399 amino acids. Gene Ontology annotation, molecular function: GTP binding; translation release factor activity; GTPase activity. The record is from RefSeq and is a predicted model, not a curated record. Gene Ontology annotation, biological process: translation. Gene Ontology annotation, cellular component: translation release factor complex.